AAUAACUCAACAGACAGGCAUUAAUGUCUAAAUAGGGAGUACUCACUUUUGUGCUUUUUUCCAAAAACAGGUUUAAAAGUAGGCUGAAGUCAAAGAAAUUUUGCAUAUUUCAGGCUAGAGAGGAGAAAAACAGGAUUAUUUGAUACCUGAGGCACAAAACAGCAAGUCAGAACUGUCUUUAUGAUACAGCUUGUUUAAAUCUGAGUCAUGAAGAAAGUCUUUGGUACAUAAACCACACAAAUAUAGCUAGAUCAUAGAGGGAAAAAUGUAAGGAAAAUUAGUGAUAUGAGCACUUUCAUAUGUGUUUAAUUUCUGACACUAUGACUUACUUUUAUGUGUAAAAAUAGACUUGAAGAUGCUAAAUGCCAUAUGCAGCAAAUAGGGAUUGUAGAAAUAAAACUGUGCCAUGAGCACUGAUAACCAGAUAACACUUUAAACAUCAUUUUAGCACAUUUGUUUUACAGAUUAAAAUAUAUUUUUGGUCUGUUAAAUGAAGGAAUCCAACAGAUCACCUUAUGUCCUUAUGUGUAAGCAGUGAGACUGCGGAGGACAUAUCUUUGUUAGUCUCUGUGUGUGUGUGUGUGUGUGUGUGUGUGUGUGUGUGUGUGUGUGUGUGUGUGUGUGUGUGUGUGUGUGUUUGUGGGUGCAGUGUUCUCCUCAGAGAAACAGAGGCAAACAAGUGACAAAGACGAAGCCACAGCAGCUCGUCAGGAGAGAAAGAGAGAGAAGCCACACUUCAACCUGCUGGUCAUCACUGAAAACCAUGGAAUCCAGCCCAGGGGAGGUGGACGGAAAUACAGAAGAGCUAACAGGGAGGAAGAAGUCACGGUUCAAGCUCCUGAAGACGCGACUGUUUAGCCGCCUGAAGAAAAAGGAGACUGAAGGACAGAUGAAGCAAAGCAAGUCCACUAGUGAUGUUACUGCACAGGCGGGCAGGAGAGGAGAAGACGACUCAGAGGAUGACUGUCAGUACCCACAAGGGACAUUAAGUUCUAGGGCACUAUCCCAUGACAGCAUUUUCCUGGCUGAUCAGUCUCAGUCCUCAGAGCCCAAAAGGGUCCUCUCACAGGAGAAUGUGCACAGCAAGAUUAAAGCACUGCAGAUGAAGCUACAGCAACAGAACAUGCGACUGGGCCCUCCUUCUUUCUUGAUUCCAGGAAAGCGCAUAGAAGACUCUGGAACAAUGUCUGAAGAUGAUGGCUUACCCUGCAGUCCUCCUGAAAUGUCCUUCCAAGAGGUAGCCGCACAAGGAGCAUGCAAGUAUCCUGAGGCAACAAAACAUCUCAGUUCAUUAAGUUUGGCUGGAACAGGCAGCGAAGAAGAAGAGCAGGGUGGUUCUUCACAGCCCCCUUCAAGGCCUCUCUCGCCAGUCUCUCGACUGUCUCCUCAGCCAGUGAUCUCAUCAACUACAGAUUUACUCUCAUCUCCUGCUGGGGUGGAUUUCAGUAGCCCUGCUCAUCAUGUCUCCUGUUUAGACAAUUCAGCCGCUCGUCACCGCAUGUCCAUCAAGCCCAGGAAUCAACGAGCCAGCACCAAGGGAAGGAAACAGUCAGCAGAUUUGUAUCGUACUCGAUCUAGCAGCAUGAACAGUCUGGACGAGCCUCUAUCAGAGAGAGAGGAGGAACCACAAAGUGUAACAUCUACAGAGACCGUCCACCACCAGUCUUACUCAUCUCAAGUUACAAGCCUAGAAGAGGAGCGCACCUCUCCAGUAUCUAUUUUGCAUCCCUCUAGUUUGUCCUUACAGGACCAACAUGAGUCCAUGGCAAUGGAUGUGGGCCUGUUAAACAGGAAUGAUGGGGUGAAGUCUGGUGUGCCAUUUCAACUGGAGGGCAGAAUACUGACCAAUCUGCACAUUCCUCAACUCUCUGAAGAAAAAGGACUCUUAGAUGCUGAUAACCAAUAUACAAAAGAGAUUGUAGUUGAUGCUAAUGAAGGGUAUUGGCUCAAUACCAGUUUGUCACCUCAGUCUGCUUCUCCAGGGAUGGUUUUGAGUACAGUGACUGAUUGUAAUGUUACAAUAAGUAAGAAAGUGGAACUGGAUAUCGUGGAUCAGACAGAGACACUGAAACAGCCAGCCAAUGUAGAUGUUUCAAGAUCUUCAGAGCCCUUAACUAGACCCCAUCCUAUUCCUGCACCACGCACCAAAAAGCCAGCUUUGGACAAAAUAUCCAAUACAAAGCCUAAAGAAGAUGAAAAAGAGACUGAUCUUCCUGAGUCAAACAGCAAGAAUCCAGCACCAUCUGAAGGCCUGGAUAAUUCUUCAAGGGAAGAUGAUAAACCACAGCGACCCAGCUCAUUCCGGUUUUCAAUUGCAUCCGCAAAAUAUCGUUCCAAGACAAUAUCUGGUGAGCUUGUAACUAAGCAGGAUGACGAAAGCUCCAAUAACACAGUCUUGCUUAAGAACCCAUCCAACAGCCAGAACCUGGAAAAAGUGGAGACUGCAAAAACCAGUGAGGUUCCCAAAAACCCUCUUUCUAUCCUAGAUAAAAGAAGCAGUUUGCAGAGGGAAGUAAUACCCCAUAUCUCCAAGACCGGAGAGGGUAGUGAAGAUGAAAAGAGUGAGAAAGCAGAAGAAUCUGAAGAGAAGAAAGGUCUUUUUGGGGUUAAGCUCCGAACCACAUCUUUCUCGCUUAAGUAUCGAUCAGACAUGGUUAAAUCAGAAGACAAAACAAAGCGCCAUAGUCUUGAUGCCCACCAGAAACUAAGAGAUUCUGAAGGACUUACUGGAAAGGAACCGUAUUCCAGGGACACGGAAGAAGUCAUUAAAGGGAGUAAAUUGAAUGUUCUCACAAAAACUAUACCACAGAGCUCUGACCCACAACAAGAUCCAUCUUUAGAUACAGGCUCAGACAGGGAGGCAGAUACCGGAUCUGAACCAGCAUGGAUGAGCCUUGCCAGGGAGAAGAAAAGAGCUCACCAGUCUUUCUCUGUUAAACCUUCCACACAGCCAACCACACCAUCACCAAACUCUACAUCUUCAUAUACACCAUUUUCAUCAUCUACUCAACAACCUCAAAGGCCAACCCCACAGCCUAAACCACCCUUAAGGUCUACCAACAAAUCCCAGCUUAGAGCAUGCCACAGCACGGAGUUACAGCUAGACCACCAAUCAUCACAGCAAACUCCACCCAAACCGGCUCCAAGGGCACUGACGGAAAGAUGGUCCAAACAGAGUGCUGAAAAGAGCCAGUUAGCAAAUGAAGCUGAACAAAUGGACAUAAAGGGACCACCGAAACCUGGAGUGAAGAAUAACACCCAGACUGAAUCUGAUGUGCUCAGGAGGACCCAGGCCUUUAUGCUUUCUGCCAAACCUGAGCCUCCAGCCUCAUCAUCUUUGUCGUCAUCGUCACUCUCCCAUCAGCAGUCUCCAUCAGACAGAGGUCAGCCAUCUUGGAUGGAGCUUGCCAAGAGAAAAUCUCUCGCCUGGAGCGACAAGAGUUUGGAUUGAAGAGACAAUAGGAAAGAGAAAGGCUCUACAGUACAAGCUGCGGGUGAUGCUAUCAAACACUGUCUGUAAAUGGAACCUGAAGUGCACAUGUGACACUUUACACUGUUAGACUGUCACUAGUUAAAUAUGCUGUAUCUGCAGAAAUAACAUUUUCAAAUAAAACUCAUAGACUCAGAGCAGAAACGGUUACAAUUCAGUGACAAAUAUACAAGCGUCUGCAAAGGUUUGAAGACCCCGGUUCAAAUUACGUUUUGUUGAAAAUAAGUUAUCACAGCGAAUAAACAGCAUUUGUGUUUUUAUUUUAUUACACAAUUACUCUAUAUUUGCUAAAUUUCACAUAUUAGGAAACAACAAAAAAUAUGGGUGGUGUAAAAGUUAUGGCACAUUUUAUAUAUAUAUAUUUUUUUUUACUUUGUUAAACAAAUAAAUAGAAAUUAUGUAGAAAAUGUUAUAUUUUGGUUUGUUCUCUAUAGUGGAGAUGUCAACCUGUUCUUAUUCAACAAAACAUGCAGUUUGGCCAGAGUUAUUCAGACUUUGGCAUAUGACUGUAUGAGGUACACCUCACUUUAAUAUUAUGCCUCUGUACUAUACUCCUAUUUGGAUUGUACUGCCUUCUUUCAGUAGCGAACAGGCUUUUUACUGUAGCUGCAUUUUCCAAAAAUAAAUUACACUUUUAUUUGCAA
Molecule: messenger RNA, 4134 nt
Organism: Pygocentrus nattereri (red-bellied piranha)
Lineage: Eukaryota; Metazoa; Chordata; Actinopteri; Characiformes; Serrasalmidae
Gene: cracdlb
Product: cracd like b
Exons: 12
Coding region: 764-3451 (895 amino acids)
Source: RefSeq, a predicted model, not a curated record